Messenger RNA from Gopherus flavomarginatus (Mexican gopher tortoise), 587 nucleotides. RefSeq names its product zinc finger protein 510-like. Bases 57 to 464 code for a protein of 135 amino acids. Gene Ontology annotation, biological process: regulation of DNA-templated transcription. The transcript has 4 exons. The record is from RefSeq and is a predicted model, not a curated record. NCBI's taxonomy places the organism in Eukaryota, Metazoa, Chordata, Testudines, Testudinidae.
UGGUUGGGGGGUCUGGGCUCUGGGUACUAGGGGGUGUCUGGGGGCUGCUGCUAACCAUGAUCCUUCUCUCUGGUCAACUUGUGGCAGAGUCCUGGCUCCAAGCACUGCCCGGCAUUCCCCAGUCACGUGCCGUCACUGUGAUAACUUUCUGUCCACUUAUCAAACACUGCUGCAGAAUGACGUCCAUGUUUUGCUCCAGCUCAUCCCAGCCUGGCGUGGGACAGGGAAGAGAAAUGGCUGCAGUGGAGUCAGUCCAGGUAGAGAUUAUCGGGGGGUUGCUGGUGGGUUCCUACUGGAGGAAAGGGAGAGCAAAUACACCAGAGGGGCCGGUGACCUUUGAGGAGGUGGCUGUGUAUUUCACCAGGGAAGAGUGGGCUCUGCUGGACCCCGCUCAGAGAGCCCUCUACUGGGAUGUCAUGCAGGAGAACUAUGAGACGGUGGUCUUGCUGGCAUCACCCCAAUAGGCCAGUGACACACAUACUACCGGAGACCCUCCUCUGCUGCAGAACACUUUGGGAACAGAGCACAGGAGCAGUAUCAUACAAUGUCAAAUAUCUCCUCUUUACUCAAGUAAAACUGGGGGUUAG